Messenger RNA from Acanthochromis polyacanthus (spiny chromis), 2349 nucleotides. It is a transcript of the gene trim35-13, whose product is annotated as tripartite motif containing 35-13. The coding region runs from base 633 to 2042 and encodes 469 amino acids. Gene Ontology annotation, molecular function: zinc ion binding; protein binding. The record is from RefSeq and is a predicted model, not a curated record. NCBI's taxonomy places the organism in Eukaryota, Metazoa, Chordata, Actinopteri, Pomacentridae. The transcript has 6 exons.
AAUACCUUUAAAAUUAACAAAUUAACCUCAGGAUGGCCAUCCUACUGCGCACACACUUACUUAACGAUAAUUAAAUAAUGAAUUCUUUUAAUGAUUUAUAGCAGAAGGGGUUUUUGACUGCCACACGUUCAGUCAGUUCCUAAAAAAACGAUGCCCAAAGCUAAGCUUGACGGUGAAACAUUUUUUCCACCGCUUCUGUCUAUAUAUACCCCUCACCCUGAGUCUUAUUUUGGACAUUGUUUCUCAGUAAACUCUUUCAUUACACCAUGACUGGCUGUUUUCACAGACUUCUCAGAUAACUGGGCAUGAUCAUAACAGCUGUAAUCAAAACGCCCUCUCGAGUGCAGAUACCCCAUUAUCACCUCAGACUCUUCUGUCAUCCUUGGGUUUAUAUUAUUUGAUCUGCACAGAUACUAUCUCCUGAAUGUGAAGUGAAAUUUAUUUUCUUCUGAGGAGCGGUGUUUAUUUGAGAACGCGCCAUGUGCAUGCUCAACACAACACAGCGUAACACGGGAUAUGCCUUUGGGAGCUGAGGUAUUAACACUUAUUUCUGAGGUUAAGAUGGGGUAGCUUUCCUGAGACGUGGGAGGGGCUUGAGGUUCUGCCUUAUCAUCCAAGCACAGCGAUUAAGAAUGGCCACCAGACGUGCACAUGCUGAGGAUGACCUUUCCUGUCCGAUUUGUGGACACAUUCUGAGUCAGCCAGUGGUACUGACAUGCAGACACAGAUUUUGUAAAGCCUGUCUAACAGACAGCUGGGACACACAAGGCAGUGGGGAGUCACACUUCUGUCCUCUGUGCUGGCGCCGUUCCUCCAUGGAUCAAAUAGUGGUGAGCUCUGUGCUGGCUAAGGCCUGUGAAUCCUUCAAGGAAGACAGGAGCAAGAAUGACCCGGACGCUUGUAAAGAACAUGGAGAAAAGCUUACACUCUUCUGUUUGGAGGACUUGGAGCCCAUCUGUGCUGUGUGUGGGAAGGCAGCCGCACACAUUGGGCACAGGCUCUAUCCCGUUGGGGAAGGUGCUCACGACUGUAAGGAGGAGCUGAAGAGUGCGCUGGUGCCUUUGAAGGAAAAGUUGCAGCUGUACAAGAAAGCAAAAAUGGUCUGUGAGGAAAUGGCAGAACAUGUCAAGAACCAAGCUGAACACACUGAAGCACAGAUCAAAGAGGAAUUUGAAGCUCUUCACCAUUUCCUGAAAGAGCAGGAGGCUGCCAGACUUUCUGCAUUAAAGGCUGAGGAGGAUCAGAAGAAUCUGACUAUAAACCAAAACAUUGAGGAGAUGAGCAAUGAAGUGACUUCUCUUUCUAACACCAUCAGACUAGUGGAGCAGGAGAUGCAAAGUCAAGAUAUCCCAUUUCUGAAGAAUUACAAGGAAACUAUAAGGAGAACCUGGAGACGUUCCCUUGAUCCCGAAGUGAUCUCCGGUGCUCUGAUUGAUGUGGCCAAGCACUUGGGCUCUCUGAAAUAUAAAGUGUGGGAGAAGAUGAAGAGUGUAAUAAAAUACAAUCCGGUGGUUCUGGAUCCCAACACAGCAGCCAGCUGCUUCAUCCUCUCUGAGAAUCUCACAGUAGUGCAGAACUCCAGCCAGAUUUUCAAGCUACCAGACAACCCAGAACGCUUUGACAUCAGCGCUGAGAUGCUGGGUGCAGAGGGCUAUUCCUCUGGACGCCAUAGCUGGGAUGUUGAGGUUAACGACAAUACCUACUGGGUGGUGGGAGUAGCCAGCGAGUCCAUCAACAGGAAGGGGAAGCAUGUGCUAACACCAGCAGAGGGAUUCUGGACUAUAAGAUUUCGUAAUGGCGAGCAUAAGGCCUGCACAGCGCCAUGGGAGCCGCUCAACAUGACCAAGAAGCCUGAAGUGAUACGAGUGCUUUUAGACAUGGACAGAGGGAAGGUGACCUUUUACGACCCCAGAGAGAGAACACCUCUCUACACCUUCAUAGGCAUCAUCACACCCAGAGCCUUUCCCUACUUUUGUACGGCUUGCAAAGAGCAUCCACUGAAAGUCCUGCCCACAAGGAUAUCCAUAUCAACGGACCAUUAAGUCACCUUAGAGACAAAUUUGUUUGAAAUGAAAGUUUUCUGAACAUUGCAAAGAUUUUAUCAGUUUUUCUUUUGCAAGCGAUGAUAAUGGGCUUGCACAGUCAAGUUACAGCAGGGCAUUGCCAUUAAAGCUAAGAAAAAGUCAACUCUAAUGUGUUUUUAAUAAAUGACAUGAGCCAAACACAUUUUAAAAUAUUUAAUCUGCGUUACAUCAAAACAAAAGUGAUCUGGGAGGUUUGGGAUUGUAAAUAUCUUCACAAUCCUGAAACGCCUAUACAUUAAUACACGGAUAAGAUUUGUUACAUAAA